This is a messenger RNA of Leptopilina boulardi, 14615 nucleotides long. RefSeq names its product teneurin-a (gene Ten-a). Bases 1846 to 10566 code for a protein of 2906 amino acids. The record is from RefSeq and is a predicted model, not a curated record. Gene Ontology annotation, biological process: motor neuron axon guidance. NCBI's taxonomy places the organism in Eukaryota, Metazoa, Arthropoda, Insecta, Hymenoptera, Figitidae. The transcript is spliced from 24 exons.
GCCUCGUCAGUUACUUUUCGCGAUUCACCGAGCGCGUUCCACGGGGUAUAUCCGAGUGCUGCCGUCAAUCUCCAAACGUUUUUGACAACACAACGUCAACACUGAAAAAAAAAAAUAAUAAUAAAACCAACACCAUCAUUCUCCAUCUCCUCUCCAUACCUUUUGAUAAUCGCCGUCAUUAAUCACUUAUUAUCCACUCAUGACACAACUCCCAUCAUAUCGUGUCAAAUUUCCCGUACAUUCUUUUUUUGGCGGGAACGAGUAAAAAACUGGAAAAAAAACAUAAAAGCCAAUUCAAGUUUUAUCAAGUGAAAUAGACGAGAUAAAAACAAAUCAAUGUUAAUAAAAAAAAAUUAUAUUAAUUAAAUUUAAAAAAAAAAACAAAAAAAAAAUUCCCGAGUGUUAAAAGGGUAAACAAAUCACGUUACGAAAUCAAAAGUAAGCAAUUGGAAACGGAAACGAAAAUUGAAACAAAACGUAAACAUUGUUUCAACAAAAAUAGGGGUGAAAUUGAAGCAGACUAAAGGCUGAAAAUAAAACAAAAAAAAGUAAAUAUAACAAAAAAGUCGAAUAAACAAUAAAUUGAAAAAAUUUCACUUCUAACGAAGAAAUUAAAUUUUUUUUUCCCCACAAAAUUUAAAAAAUCUAUACUCGAAAGUUAGAUGAAAACAAACCGCGGCAAAAGAAAGGUAAAUAGAGAGAAAAUUCCUUCUAAAUGUAAACAAAUCGAAGUAAAGUGAAAGAAAAAACAAACACAAGACUAUACCUAACAGAAAGUAAACAAGGAAGCAAAUUAAAAAAAAAACGGGAAAAACAUAACAAAAGAAAGAACAGAAAAAAUUCGAGGGAAAGUGAAAAAAAAGGUUAAAUGUACAAAGUGAAAAAUCAAAGAAAAGUGAAAAUUCAAAACAAAGUGAAAUUGGAAAAGUGAAAAAAGGAAAUAAAAGUGAAAUAACCGAAAGUGAGAAAAGAGGCAAACAUAACCUAAAAAAAACUGUAUGUAAAAAUUAACUCUCAAGGGUGAUAAAAAAAAUGAAAGCAAUUUAAAAAUUGUAAAAAAAAAUCGAAAUUCGUAUGCAUAUCGGGCAUUGUGAGAGUGGAGGGAAGGCAAUAAGAGUCAAUUGGAAGAGAAGGAGUACGAUUUGCUGUUAUCUGGGAAUUCGAGGACUUUCGGCGCAUCGUGCAAAGGGAAAUUCCUCGCUAGAGAACGAAGCCGCGCGAUAACGAGAAUCCGGAAGAGGGACGAGAAAGAGAGUUACUGGUCUCGUGAGAGAGAGAGAAAAGGAAAGAGAUAAAGAGAGGGAGGGAGAAAUAGAGUUAGUGGAAGAGAGAAAGAGAGAGAAACAAGGAAAGUAGUGGAUUGUCCACGCGUUCCAGCGCUGUGUGUAUACGUGUAACGAGUUUUCGGGACGUUUCCAAUCGAGCACGAACGAGGGGAAUGGCAAUAUAGUAGUGUGACGGUUGACUCGUGACUCGGAAUUUAUGGGAUUUUGUUCGCUCGAUUUUCCAAAAGGAGACCUGCUGCUUUUGCAAUCAUAUUCGACAAUUGCAUUCCAAAUUUAUAUACCAAAAACGUCAGAGUGAAACGAUCUGCGUUAAUUAAUAUACCCUUUUGUAAAACCCACACGUUUCAAAGUGACUUCCACAAAGUGCACCGACGAUAAGACAAUUCAGUCCUAUCCACGUGACGUUAUUGUCAGCAUCAAUGAGAAGGGGAAUCAAGGCAUUGAAUUAAGAACAAUUGCUGAUCAUUCUACUUUAAAUCAUAAUAGUGUUGCCGCGGACUUUGUGGAUAUUGAUCAGCAACUUCUGACAACUGCUCUGACUCGUCACUAUGCCUCAGUGAUGGACGGUGAGGGAACGUUGGGCCGUGGGCAUUCGAAUGGGGGCCGUGGACUGCGCCGUCAACGGUCCCUAGAAUGGCGAGAAAGGCGCGGUUAUGGAGGCAAUGGUCAAUCCAGCAGCGACGAUGAAGACAACACUCGUCAUGGCGUCGGUCCUACUUCUUCUGCCACCAGAGGCGCUCGAAGUCCUGGCCAAGUUCUCGCUUCUCUUCUGGCCCAACAAUAUAACGGUGAUCGUUCAUAUCGCACGGGAUCCGAUACGGAAGGUGCAGUUACAACGGACAAUCCAACAACUCCAUUUCCGACUCCACCUCCAACAUUAACACCAAAUCAUCGUCAGGCAUCUCCGUUUCCUUUGGAAAGUACAAAUUCACGACGUCAUCAUUAUAAUGGCAGUAUUUCAUCAGAAAGAUCUCGGAAUGGUAACGGUGAAACUGUUUAUGCAGCAGCAUCAAAAAAGACAAGUUCUGCAGGGGCUAGUACUUUGAGUCGAAGAACACGUCGGGGUCAUGGAAGUGCUUUGAGCAGUAGUUCAACAGCAAGUGAUCGAUCUGAAAAUGUUUAUCCCGAUGAACAUGGUCGCCUUCAUCUCAGCAAUGGUCUGGUCGUGUCUGCCUAUUUCACAGACAAUGGCCGAGAUUCACCACCGGAACCAGCGCCACCAGAAGUACCACCUCGUGGUCCAUCUUUGCACGCAACACAUACUCUACGUUCUCAACAAAACCGCAAUGGCUGCCCUCCAAAUGCAUCUGGAAAUUUCAACCUAUCGUCAGAGCAAGUUCCAUCUGAAACCUUCUCCGAGUACCUGAUGUCAGGAAGUCCUCGAACCUAUCCGGCACGGUCUCCGGGGGUUGCAUCUACGCCUACAGUCACCAGAUUACCGCCACCUCAACAACAAGUUCCUGUCGGUUCUCUAGGAGGUGGAAUGGGAACUGGAGUGGGCAACGGUGGAAAUGGCACAACAGGGGCCCAAGGUCAACCCUUGGUAAUGCCGGGAUUUCCACUACGAGCAGCAGCGGUACCUCAUUACUCUCCCUAUUCACCAUCACGAUUUCAUAUUGACAAGAGGUGUCAACACAGAUGCUCGUGGAAAUGCUUCUCCAUUGCCUUGAUUCUUCUCACCGUUGCUCUCGUUGCCAUGCUCGCAUACUUUGCCGCUGUGAGUUCAAUGCGGCCAAUGGAUAGCACCAAUUGUAUUUUAGUUCAAGAUAUAAAGGCUGUUACCCAUGAAAAUUCACACGUUCAUGAUUCGAUAUCAACGCAGGUUCCAACGGAAGAGAGUUUACCAACAAGUACAGCGGAACAUUCAAGUGCAUCGGAGAAUACUGGCGAGCAACAACAAAGUGAUCCGCAAAUUCAACAAUCGGCGCAACAAUGGCCAGCGGUUUUGGAAUUGCAAGCUUAUAAUGUGGCUCAUUCUGCCAUGAUACCACCGUACAAUUUUUGGAAUACCGAAUUCUUGAACAAACAGCCUGCUUUUAUACGACUCAAUUUAACAUUACCGUGGGGUGCAAACUUUGCUGUUUAUGGAAGACGAAAUGUUGCACCGAGCGUUAUGCAAUAUGAUUUUGUUGAAUUUGUCAAAGGUGGAAGAGUCGAUCAUCGUCUCAAGAGGCAUAUCACCACAUCUGAUGUCAGCAUUUACAGUCAUCCUACAAAACACGAAAGAUUGCAUUCAAAGAAUGAUGAUGACGAUGAUGAGAACUCGAAACAUCAUUUGAUCAAAAGAAACACUUUAGAGUCAAUGUUGGUUAACGUUAGUCUCUUACAGUAUUUAGAUACUGGUAGAUGGUUCCUUUCGGUUUACAAUGAUGAAUUACAACCUUACAAAGUCACGCUAAUUGUUACCGAGGCAGAAGGAGUAUCAACAACUUGUUUAAACGACUGUUCCGGAAGAGGCUCAUGUUAUCUGGGCAAAUGCGACUGCAUCGACGGAUAUCAGGGCGCUGACUGCAGCAAAAGCGUUUGCCCAGUUUUAUGUUCGUCGCAUGGGCAAUAUGGAGGUGGCGUCUGUCACUGUGAGGACGGUUGGAAGGGUGCCGAGUGUGAUAUACCCAUUGGGGAUUGCCAAGUUCCCGAUUGCAACCAACAUGGCCAGUGCGUACGAGGUUCAUGCAUCUGCAAUUCUGGAUGGAAAGGACCCUUUUGUUCCGAACCUGACUGUCCGGAUCCCAGCUGCAGUGGACAUGGCGCCUGCGUCGCAGGCAAAUGCUAUUGCAAGGCCGGUUGGCAAGGCGAAAGGUGUAACCAGGUGGACCAAAGAGUCUAUCAAUGUUUGCCAGGCUGCUCCGAACAUGGUACUUACGAUUUGGAAUCGGCCGCUUGCAUCUGCGAGGAGCAUUGGACUGGAAUCGAUUGCUCACAACCGAGCUGUGGACUCGAUUGCGGACCACAUGGAACCUGCAAGCAGGGUGUUUGCAAAUGUCACGACGAUUGGACGGGAGCGAAAUGUGAUCAGAAACCUUGUGAUCCAAGAUGUGCAGAGCAUGGACAAUGUAAAAAUGGUACAUGCGUAUGUAGUCAGGGUUGGAAUGGAAAACAUUGUACAUUGCCUGGUUGUGAGAAAUCGUGCAGCCGGCAUGGGUUGUGCAGUCUCCUUGAUGGUGAAUACAGCUGUGAUUGUGCAACCGGUUGGGCUGGCAGGGAUUGCAGUAUCCCCCUCGAGAUGGAAUGUAAAGAUGAGAUUGAUAACGACAAGGAUGGAAUGAUCGACUGUUCGGAUAGUGAGUGCUGUUCACAUGAAGCGUGCGCUGAUCACAUAAUGUGCCUUGCCAGCAAUGAUCCUGUUGAGGUUCUUCUCCGAAAGCAGCCACCAAGUGUAACUGCAUCCUUUUAUCAACGCGUCAAAUUUCUAAUCGAAGAGAACAGCGUACAGAGUUACGCACACACGGACGAGUACGGUGAAAGUGCGUUCUGGAGUUCCUUUACACCGCGCCGAGUGGCAGUUAUGCGAGGCCAGGUUGUUACGGAACAAGGACUUGGAAUUGUAGGCAUUCGUGUCUCUGUUGACAAAGACUCACGAUUUGGAUUCACUUUAACCAGAGCUGGUGGAUGGUUCGACGUUCUCGUUAAUGGCGGAGGUGCAGUGACUCUUCAAUUUCAACGAAGUCCUUUCAGGCCUCUCACGCGAACAGUCUUUGUACCAUGGAAUCAAAUUGUGGUUCUACCGCCAGUCGUAAUGACUUUAAGCGAAGGAGGCGAUUCAUCAAAAUCUAAGCAACCACCCAGUCCAGCUGUUGGCUUCCCAGGGUUUUCAGUGGGUUUAUUUGGAUUGAAUGGACCAUGCGAGGAGCACGAUCACGAAACACUACGACCAAUCAUUGUUGACACAUGGAUGCCCGAAAAAGUUGGCGGUUUACCUGGCAAGAGUUUGGUCUUUGCCGAGACUCAGAUUGUUCAAGAGAGUAUUGCAAUUCCGGGAUCGAAUCUCCACCUGAUGUAUCAGAGUAGUCAGGCUGCGGGCUAUUUGUCAACAGUGAGAAUGCAACUAACGGGGUCAUUUAUUCCAAAAUCACUGACUCAUGUUCAUGUACAUGUGGAAAUUGAGGGUUCAUUGCAUACAAAAACAUACGAGGCUGAUCCUAAUUUAACGCAUACAUUCGCUUGGAACAAGAGAAAUGUGUAUAAGCAAAAGGUUUAUGGUAUUGCGCAAGCGAAAAUCUCCAUUGGCUAUCAACAUUCGACAUGUCCAUCAGUCAUUUGGGAAACACAAACCGCAACAUUGCAAGGUUUCGAUGUUGAUAUUUCGGAUGUUGGCGGUUGGGGUUUGGAUAUUCAUCAUCACUACAAUUUCCAUGAGGGAAUUUUGCAAAAAGGCGAUGGAUCGACACUUCAUUUCAAACAAUAUCCCCGUACGGUUAAAGUCAUCAUGGGCACGGGACUUCAGAGAAAAUUACAAUGCGAAGAUUGCAAUGGAUUAGCGAAAGACGCACUACUCCUAACACCAGUUGCUCUAACAAGUGGACCCGAUGGCAGUAUCUAUGUGGGUGAUUUCAAUCUUGUUCGCCGUAUCACACCCGAGGGAAAAGUCUACACUGUUCUCAAGCUAAGAGCAACGCAAGUGGCUUAUCAAUACUACAUCUGUGUAUCACCAGCCGAUGGUCAUUUAUACAUAAGCGAUCCUGAGAAACACCAAAUUCUAAGAGCACUUUCCUUGGACGAAGUCCAAGAUCCUGAUAUAAAUAUUGAACCAGUUGUUGGUAGUGGCGAACGCUGUAUACCUGGUGAUGAGGGUCAUUGUGGCGAUGAAGGACCUGCCAUACGAGCAAAACUUGCUCACCCAAAAGGAAUAGCAAUAGCAGCCGACAAGACAAUGUACAUUGCUGAUGGAACAAAUAUAAGGGCAGUGGAUCCUAGGGGAAUGAUUCACACACUUGUGGGUCAUCAUGGUCAUCAUAAUCAUUGGUCACCGGCUCCUUGUGUUGGAGCAAUUCCCGCGCAUCAAGCACAACUUCAAUGGCCAACUGGUUUAACUCUAAGUCCAUUGGAUGGAUCAUUACAUUUUAUUGACGAUCGUCUUGUGUUGAAACUCACUAGCGAUUUGAAAGUUCGUGUCGUCGCUGGAACACCCUUACAUUGUACCACCGGUUUAACUAACAACGAUUCAAAAACAAAUGCCACCAGUGUUAAAAAAUCCGAAGAUAUUCUUGGUUCCGUCUUGGCCGUUGGAUUCAGUCCAACUGGUGAAUUAUACAUUGCCGAUAGUGAUUCCCAUCGUGUUAAUUCAGUGCGAGUUGUCGAUUCAUCAGGUAAAAUGUCCUAUUUCGCUGGCCAACAACACGAACACCUUCGCGGACAGUGUGAAUGCAAUAAUACAACACCAAGUACAAAGGAAUCGGAUUUCACCUGCUCGUGUACGGAUGACACAAGCAGUACCGAGACCCUACUCUCAUCGAAUGCUAAAUUUACCGCCAUUUCCGCUCUAGCAGUUUCACCCGAUGGUGUUUUACAUAUCGCCGAUCAGGGUAGUUUACACAUUCUCGCACUACAACCCUAUCUUCCAAAUCAUGACGAAAGUGGCGAAUUUCACAUUCCCUUCCCACCAUCAAACGAAGUCUAUGUCUUCAAUCGUUACGGACAACAUGUCGACACUAAGGAUCUAACAUCCGGCAAGACAAGAUACUCCUUCCUCUACAGUAAGAACACUAGUUUUGGAAAACUAUCAACAGUCACUGAUAGCGCGGGCAAUAAAAUACAAUUCCUUCGCGAUUACAGCAAUGUCGUGAGCUCCAUUGAAAACACCCAGGAUCAUAAAUCGGAAUUAAAAAUCUCAGGCGUUGGAUUUUUGGUUAAACUCUCAGAGAAGGGAAGAUCGGAAAUAACACUCGAUUAUGAUAGUGCAACAGGUUUAUUGACUAGUCGAUCGGGUGGUCGUGAAACUUACAUGUACAAUUACGAUGAUCUUGGACGUGUAACCCAAGUGAUUUUACCAACUGGCGAGAAAUUAAAACUCUCCUCACAAUUGACAACCGACGAGACAUUAUCCGUCAAAGUUGCCGCUCCCCUUCAGGCUUUAAAAUUGGGCGAAAAGCAACGUUUCAUGGAAUUUCAAAUGAAAAACGAAAGAUUGAAUACUUUGACAAUUAUCGAUGGUACGAGAAUCAAGAAAGCGAUAUCUUAUCCCAAUAGUUCACUUGAAGUAUUUCUACCAGGUGGAGGAAGAGUUAUGACCGCAGCAAUGACAAAACAUCCCCUUUUGGAAGCGGCUCUUCCCGUCGAAGCCGAAAUGCUCCCAAUGUGGAGUUACCAAUCGAUGACUUUGGGAGAAUUAACAAACGUAAUGACAACCACCUACAAUCUCGUCGGUGACGUAAGUCAUCCCCAACAGACCCUGAGUCGUGAAAUUUGGGUCAACGACAGCCGAGUAAUAGGCGUUGAGUUCGAUCAAACAUUCGUUCGCGAAAUGUUUUACGAUAAAUCGAAAAAUCCACUAUUAACCGUAACAUUCGAUCCAUCAGGUCUGCCAUUAUCUUGGAAACCACAGGAACAAGUACACAAUUUAACCAUCACUUACGAUAGAUUCAAUCGUAUGAAUGACUGGAAAUGGGGCCCAACAGACGAAUCCUAUGGUUACGAUCGUCAUGGACAAUUGGCAAUGACACACAAUUCUCAAGACGGAACGAAAAGCUACACAUACAAUGAUUUUAAUAUGCUGUCAAAAAUAACCCUAGCGAGUGGUCGCGCUUUUUCACUUCAAUACGAUGACGAUGGUGGAUUACGACACAUAAUUCUUCCAUCAAAGGAAAAACACUCAUUCUCCUGUCAAUCAUCCUUAGGUUUUCUUCGCGUAUCAUACACACCACCUGGAAACAUAAGAUCCUAUCUUCAACACUACAGUCACGAUGGCAAUCUUUUGCAAACUAUAUUUCCCGGUGAUGGAGCACGUAUCGUCUAUCGUUAUCACACAUCUGGUCAAUUGGCCGAAGUUGUUAAUGGCGAUGGUAAAAGUGAAAUGAAAUACACCGAAAGUGGCUUACCAUCGGAAGUAAUACACUCGGAGAGAGAUGUCGAAUACAAAUGGGAUUAUCAAUACAACGCUGGACUUCUAAUUGAAGAACGUAUUGAUUUUAGCGCCAAGACAGGUUUGAGCAAUGCUAAAUUCACCUUUGACUAUGAUUCUAAUUUUAGGCUCACGUCCAUUCAAGGUAGAAUUGGUGGACAAAAUCUUCCAUCGCACAUUGUUGCCUACAAUAGUAAAACUGGAACAUUAGAACAGAUAGGUUCGUUCAAAAUCUCAAAACCCCAACCAAAUGAAACGACUGUUUUCGAUGGAACGGCGAUAUUUUCCAGAAAAACUGAUAUGCGUUUUCUAGAGACGGAAGUAACGGUCACAAUUCACGGUAUGGAAGUAUUUAGAAUGAAAUUUACUCACGACUCCUGGGGUAGAAUCAAUCAAACGAGGACUGAUACUCGUAAUGUUGGAGUUAAUACCUACACAAAUGUUAAGAACUACACUUGGGAUGCGGAUGGACAAUUAAUUGGUGUCGAGGCACAAGAACCUUGGGACUUUAAAUACGAUCCAAAUGGAAAUAUGUUGUCCCUAACCUAUCGUGGUAAUACAAUACCAAUGAGUUAUAAUUCAAUGGAUAGAAUAGUCAAAUUUGGAGAUGGAUUAUACAAAUACGAUAAUAGGGGUCUAGUAAUACAGAAUGCGCGUGAAGAAAGAUUUGAUUACAACGCUAAGGGAUUAUUGGUACGUGCUACAAAACGAGGACGUUUCGAUAUAAAAUAUUACUAUGAUCAUUUGGAUCGUCUAUCGACACGAAAAGAUAAUUAUGGAAAUGUAACACAAUUUUUCUAUACAAAUCAAAAGAGGCCGCAAGAAGUUAGUCAAAUCUACAGUCCAAGGGAUGGAAAACUAAUAUCAUUGGUUUAUGACGAUAGGGGACAUUUGAUUUAUGCGCAAGUUUAUAGAAAUAAAUUUUACAUAACAACAGAUCAAUGUGGAACGCCAAUUAUGAUUUUUAAUCAAUAUGGCGAGGGUGUUAGGGAAAUAAUGAGAUCACCGUAUGGGCAUAUUGUUUAUGAUUCGAAUCCUUAUCUUUAUAUACCGGUGGACUUUUGUGGUGGUAUAUUGGAUGCUGUGACAUCAUUGGUUCAUAUGCCAAAUGGUAAAGUUUAUGAUCCACUUAUUGGUCAAUAUAUGUCGCCAUUGUGGGAGAAUGUAUUGGAUAGACUUCAAACACCAACGCAUUUACAUUUUUAUCGUUUCAAUGGAAAUAAUCCUAUUGAUGUGGCACACACGAAUCGUCAAAAACAAUUGUCGGAUCAUACUUCUUGGCUGUCGAGUUUGGGUUACGAUUUGGAGAGUUUGGCACCGCAAUUGUUUCCCAAUGGGAGGGAUGAUAGACACGUUCCACCGGCAUUGAGUUCGGGGACUUCGAUAUUUGGCAAGAAGGAGAGGGUAAGGAAUUUGGGAGUGCAGUCGGGUUUUUUGGCUUACAUUGCACAGAGACAUUCGAGUGAUGCAGCGGGUUUGUCAGCACCACCGCGUUCAGCACUGAAGAAAGAUACAAGUGAAUUGAUACCUAAUCGUUUGGGCGCAGCGUCUGAUCCUCCUUUUGGAAAGGGUAUUCUGGUUUCUAGAACUGCGAACGGUCAAGCUGUUGUUUCGAGUGUUCCUACUGCCAAUACAAUUUACAAAGACGUUUUCACGACUGUUUUCAAUGAAUCCUAUUUUCUUCCCUUCACAUUUGUGCAUAGCGCUCAACAAGAUGCGUUCUAUUUUGUUAAAGAAGAAACAUGGAAAUCGGCCGAGGAUCGUGGCCAAUUGAAACGAUUGGGUGGUCAGGUGAAUACAACAUUUCAUCAGAAUUCCAAUGGCAGUGGUAGUAGUUCACUGGUGGAUGUUAAAAUUCACGGACCGAGUUAUGUUAUUAAUCUCAGGUAUGGUACAACCGCUGAGAAGGAGAAACAGAGACUUCUUCAUCAUGCAAAAACUGCCGCGAUAAGAAAAGCCUGGCAUCGUGAGAGAGAGGCUCUUGAGGCAAAUACACUGACAAUGAUUGAAUGGACAGCUGCCGAACAGGAGGAGAUUGUAAAAGUUGGACUUGUCUCAAAUUACGAGGGUGACUACGUUCACGAUGCACAACUCUAUCCUGAACUUGCGGAGGAUCCCUAUAAUAUUAGAUUCACAAAGAAACCUGUCGAUCCAACAAGUCAAAAACGACGCAGAAGAAGAGAUGCUACUUGUAAAUUGUGGUGGUUCGACAAUUUUUGCUAGUAUGUGUGAGUGUACACUUUUCUUACAAACUCUACGCGAGUGACAAAAACACUAUCAAGAAAAGAAAAAGUUUUAUACCAAAGUCUAUUUGUGUAUUUCAAAGAUGCCAAAUACUAAAAAAAAAAUUAUAUUAUAUUACUACAUCGUGAUAGGGUCUAUUAUAGGAUUAAGUAGUUUUCCAGAAUACGACUGAUAUCUCGGUGAUACAAACUCUUUUACGAUUGAUGAAGAAUUAUGUCUUUCAGUGUGUGAAUCAUCUUCUAUGGAAGAUAUAAAAUUGAAGUGGAAACCGAAAUCCCGAAGAUGAAAUUUCCAACAGAAGACAAUUGUCGAAAUACGAUUUUUCUAUUGGAAGAAAAAGGAUUAGUGAAGUGUCCGUUUAAUAACGGUUUUAUUGAAAGACGUUCGCAAGUGUGUAACAAUGCGACGAUUUGAUACAAGGUACAUAAAAAAAAAGGAUUAGGUAUAUUACCGAGAGUUUGUCGUUGAGAUGGAAUGAAUGAUCCUAGUCAAUAAAUUAGCUUUAAAUUGACGUUUGCCUACAAAAAUUUACCGCGUGUCUAUUAAAUUAUCCCUAUAUUCUUCUAAAGAGAACUUUUUUUUUAUCCUCUAAAAAUUGGAUUUUAUUUUUUUCGUAAAGCUAGAGGAGUAAAUGAAAACUUAUUUUUCUCAAUUGACCCUUGUUUUGUAUGAAUGAAAACAAAAAUUUUCAACGACAAACUUCUCGAUUUGUUAUACAUUCGACGAUAAGAAGAAAAAAAAAUAUAGAACUCACAGAAUUGUCGUGUUUUAUAUAAAAACUAAGUGACCAUCAGUCUCGAGUAUCUUUUUUUUCAAAAAAUAAAAGAUGAAUGAGAGAGGCGAGAAAUUUGUAUUAUAUAGUGGUGCUUUCUCGGUGCAAUGUUGAACUAUGGACGAAAAGAAAAGAAAAAUUGAUGAAGGCUAACUUAUUUUUAACAAUGAAUGUAUUGUUAGCGUUAACUAGUGAUGAAUGAAGAGUGUAUCACCGUUGAACGGUGAUAAAAAAAAAAAAAUAGUGGAAUAAUUGAGGAUGAUAAAAAAUUUUUACCUUUCUUUUUUUUUUAUAAAACUAAUAACAUCUUUAUCCUCAGUUUCCACAAUUGUGACAAAAAAAAUCAAGUCACUUAAAGAAGUGUGUGUAUAAAUAAAUAAAUUAAAAUACGUAUUUGUGCUUGCUGGAUAAAUGGAACGAUCGAUAAACUCUGUUUCUUCACGAAUUAAUAUGUGUAUUCACGUCGAAAUCGAACUACCGUCAAUACCCCCCCCCCCCCAACCACUCUUAUAUCAACUCGAAAAUAAUAAUCCCCAUAUUGUCAUCCGAUUAUUUUUUAUUACUCUAUCAUCAUCAUCAAAAAGUCAAUAAUCGUCUUCAUUUAUAUACACGAAAGGUUUAACAUAUAAAAAAAUAGUGGCGUCCUUACAUCUAUAUAUAAAAAAAAAACUUAUAUAUAGGUGAAAUAAAAAGAAGACAUUCGUUGUCUUAUUUAGUGGUUUAUAAACGCGCUACUUUGAAUGUAUAAAAAAUGAAUAUAGGUUAGGUGAGCUUCGUUAAAAUAUGAAUCUUUCCAUAAUUGACUCGAGAGUGUUGAGACUGACACCAAUUUCAUUCUGAGGUUCAAGAAAAUAAUGCAAAUUAUUAAAAUGAUCGAAUCUUAUGGUGCCUAACAUAACCUCAAAUAAUUUAAAAUGGCAUUAAAAAUUUUUCAUCUUUCAAAUUGUACUUCUUCUUUUUAUUAUUAAUAUUAUUAUUUUUAAACAAUAAUAAAACUUUGAAAAUAAAUUGAUAACAAAAAUUUAAGUGAGCCAACGCAGAAUGAAAUCUCUAAUCGUAAAUCUUAAGUUUUUACAUGAGAGAGAAAAGGACAAAAGAUAUUUCUAUUCUUUUCUCUCUCAUGUAAAAACUUAAGAUUUACGAUUAGAGAUUUCAUUCUGCUUUGGCCUAGUCUAAAGUUUUUCUAUUUAUAAAACGCUGAAACUUCGAGGUUAUGUUUCUCCCGCCAAAAAAUUCAAACAUCUUAAUAUUGCGAGAAUACUCGAUUCUAUAUUUAAUUUCUCGAGAAAAAAAAAUGCAAACUUUCUAUUCUCACUGGAAAACGAUUUUUCGUUUUAUUUGACAAAUCUAAGUUUUCUAAUAAAAAUAAAAGAGUUCAUAGAUUUUAAAUGGAAUUAAGGAAUAAUAAAUUAAUGUCUUAGAAGGAAAAUAGUUUGAGAUUAACUAAAAGUUGUUUUUUUUUGGGAAAAAUUCGCAAACGCAUUUGACUGAACUACAGUUUCAAUUCGUGAUCAUCUUAAAACACGUAUCCUACCUUCACACUAACAAAUCCCAACGUAUUUUUUUGUAAAUUUUUUAAAAAUACUAAAAACAAAUUAGUAUUUUUAAAAAUUAAUAAUUUUUAGUAAUAAUUAAAAUCUUUUAUAAUUGAAAAUUGAAAAAAUUAAAAUGAAUUUUAAUAUUUUUUUUAUAUAAUUAUAACAGCGUUGGGAUUGGUUAUUUUUUACACCCACACCAUAUAUAUAUAUAUAUGAGACUGCCACCUCUAUAUACUUUGAAAAACAAAAAAAAAAAAAAAGCAUCAAUUUAUAAAUAUUUUUACGCGCUCUUUCGACGAAUUUAAACGAUUUUCCUUAGGCGUAGAAAAGUCAGGUUCUUCUGCGUAGAGUCCAUAUCGUUUGUUCGUAAGAGAAUGUUUGCUAAAAAAAUAGUUUCUUUUCUUUGUUUAACGGGCAUUUCUUUGAGUUAAUAAAAUUCGAAAAUAUAAACGCAAAAUAAAUUUCUUUUUAUUCGAUAAUUAUUAUUUGAAAAAAAUGUAGAUUUUUCCUCCCGAAUGAUUAAAAAAAAAAAUAAUAAAUAAAUAAAAAAAAAAAUCUGCCGCCCUCAAAGUGUCCUGUAAUAUGUUGUCCCUGUUGAUAUAGAAUAAAUAAUCCACUAAACUCGGCUAUUAAGAAAUGGACUAUUUUUAUUAAGUAUCAAGUGUCAAAUAUGUGAACGCUAGUAAAAGAAUUGAAAGAUAUUAUGUAUGACAACACUUUGGAGUAUAUAUAAAUAAAUAUAUAUAUAUAAAUAUAAAUAUAUAUCUUUAAAAAAAAACCAAACUAAAAAUAAAUCAGGAGAGAGAAUCUAUUGCUAUGACUUCUAACUUCUAUGAAGUUUCGAGUUCUUGUUUCGCAAUUUUUCGCUAAUAACUUUAUCGGGUAAUAAACGUUUCUAUGUCCUCUCUAACCUCGAGAAAAAAGGGUUUUGAAAAAAUUUAACAAAAAAAAAAACGACCUUGUAAAUAAAAAAAAAAUCCCCUCGAUACGCUUGCACCUGGACCAAAGUGAAUAUAUAUUCAACGAAGAAACAUAUUUUGAAAAAAAUUCUUUUCAACAACUUUGUGAUUUCAGUGUUCGAUUUGUUUUCUCACACAUGACUAAAGGAAACGAUUUAAAAAAAAAUUUUCAAAAGAUAAUUUAAAAAUACUACUUAUUUGUUUCAAACUGUUUUUUAAAUUUUGAGGUUAUGUUAUAAACGAUUCGAACACCAUUUAAAAAAAAAAAAGAGAAAGUACUGAAGCUAAUUCUGUGAUUGUUUUUCUUUUUUAAAAUAUAUUUUGUAUAAAAUGCGAGGAAGAAAUGUUUUUGUAAAAAAUUAAUUUUAAGCGCUUCUUUAUUCAAAUUAAUAUAUUCGCCGUUUGAAAUAUGUUCACUUUGGAUAAAUCCGUUUGCACGCUCAAAAAAAAAAAUAAUCGAAUGAAUAGCGGAAUCAAAGUAAAGGAAUGUGUAACGACGCUAUAAUAAAGAAAAAAAUAAAAAAAAAGGAGCUGAAACCAAAGCACAACGCUACAUAGCUACGACCACUACUUUGGUAGGAUACGCUAUUUUGCCGCUAUGAUCUAAUUGUUUACUGUCACGUGUUGCUGUAAACCAUAAACUACAUAACGAUACGAUAUAUUUUAUUUAUAUAUUAAUAAUCUAAUCGAUUGUAUAUUUAUUGUAAAUAGUCACGAUGUUUGCGAUGACGUACAUAAUAUAUCUGUACUUGAAUGGAA